Penicillium subrubescens is the source of this 2834-nucleotide messenger RNA. Its product is annotated as putative serine/threonine protein kinase (Prp4). The record is from RefSeq and is a predicted model, not a curated record. Gene Ontology annotation, molecular function: protein serine/threonine kinase activity; ATP binding. Lineage: Eukaryota; Fungi; Ascomycota; Eurotiomycetes; Eurotiales; Aspergillaceae. The transcript has 3 exons. The coding region runs from base 331 to 2727 and encodes 798 amino acids. Gene Ontology annotation, biological process: peptidyl-threonine phosphorylation; mRNA cis splicing, via spliceosome; peptidyl-serine phosphorylation.
CCGAAGUUUACGCUGGCCUAUCAUUGCUUUCAUCUGUCAUCCCAUUAAAAACCUUGCCUCUGGCCAAGUGAUGUGCCUGGGAUAAUCUCUGCUACAAGGCUUUGGUGUGAAGGCAGGCCUAUCAAGCCGGUUGGACUUUCAAACAUCCCCAAAGAGUCGUUCUGCUCUCUGAAGUUCGAGCUAACUGAGACUUUCUCAUUGAAGCCUCCUCCAAAGGCCGAUUGAAGAGAAGCAUACACAUUGCAAAGGGAGAAAAAUAAGAAGGACGAUCAAGAGACAUCAGCUCGUUGGGUGGUGAUAUUCGUCUUCGACAACGUGACGGUCGGUACCAUGGCGUCCCGCAAUCGUUCGAGGUCCCUGUCGACCCCUUCUGAGGGUGAGAUCAUCGAAUCAGGCUCAGAGAUGAAGGCAACUGCGUCAAAACCUCCUCUUAAUGGCACCAGCGUUGACCGUCCCCCCAGAGAUAGUACUUCCUCUGCGCUCCGAUCUCCAUCGCUGAGAGGCAGCAGAUCGCCACGCCGACGCAGGUCAUGGACAAGAUCCCGAUCCCACUCUCGCUCGCCCUAUCGUGACAACAGAGGUUACAAGCGCAGACGCGACGACGAGUAUGAUGGGCAAGAGGGUCGGAACGCCCGGCAGGAGCCGUCCCGACGUUUUGGGUCGAGGUACGACGAUAGACCGUAUGAUCGAAACGCCCCCUCCCGCCGACAGAAAUCGUACUACGACUAUGACCGCGAGGAGAGCUACGGAGGUGGUCUGCAGUACACCGAUGACUACGACCGACGCAGGGAUAAGCGACCCCGUACUCAUAGCCGAUCGCCCUACCGCGAAGUCAGAAAGCCAAAGCAGUACGAUGAUCCGAACCCGAAUGUGGAGGGCACGCGGCCCCAGGCGGACACUAGGCGCGGACUGUCUUAUGAACAGGUAGUGAGCGAACGAGGAAAGACCCCAGCUGGCGCUCGGGAUCCCAAGCUUGGUGCUGAAACACGAGAGAAUCAGGUGCAGCAUGCUCUCCCAAAACGUGCCCGCUUUUCCGAUGAAGCAGAUAUUCCCAUGUCAGAACCCGCGGAAGAACCGGAGCCAUCCGAACCAAUGGACGAAGCUGCUGCUCUGGAGGCUCGUCGCAAGCGACGCGAGGCCAUUAAAGCGAAGUACCGAAGUCAAGCGACUCCCAUGCAUCUCAAGGCCCUGCAGGUUCCCGACGGCGAGACAGAUUCAUCGACACCUGGUACUGAGCCAACAAGUGCCCAAGAUAUGUCCGACUCCCCAAAAAUGUCACCCGUACACACGCCAAGGGAGCAGAUUGGAGAUGCCUUCUCUGAUUUCACGAUCAGUAACGAUGCAGAUUUGGCCAAUUCUAAUGCUAUCACGGACGGAACGGAGAAGGAUGAACCAUCUGCCGCAGAUUACGAUCCGAUGUUUGAUACAAAGGAAGAAAGACAAAAGCUUGAUGGGGCACAAACCACAAACGGUGAUGUCUCGUCUGCCGCGUAUGACGAAACGCAAACGUCGAGACAGGAUAUUCUUCUCCCCGAUACCCCCGCUCAGCAACCACCUCCAGCCCCGAAAGAGAAAGACCCUUACGACAUGUUCGCUGACGACGACGACAUGUUCGCUGAGGAUACUAAGGACGAACAGCCCACGCAUGCCUCGGCAACAGCCGUGCCUCAGCCCCAAGAGCUGGAUAUCAGCAUGAUGGACAACUGGGAUGACCCAGAAGGUUACUACAACGUGCGGCUCGGUGAGUUGAUCAACGGCCGCUACCACGUCCAGCAAAAUCUCGGCAAGGGAAUGUUCUCCUCUGUCGUUCGAGCCAGCGAUUCAGUUACCGGGAGUUUGGUCGCCAUCAAGAUCAUCCGUCAGAACGAUACGAUGCGCAAGGCUGGCAUGAAGGAGAUUGGGAUCCUGGAGCAGCUUCAUGAGGCUGACCCAGAAGAUAAGAAGCACAUCAUCAAAUUCGUACGCUAUUUCGAACACAAGGGCCAUCUGUGCAUGGUUUUCGAGAAUCUGAGCAUGAACCUGCGUGAGGUGUUGAAGAAGUUUGGUCGUGAUGUCGGGCUGAACCUCCGUGCCAUCCGCGCCUAUGCCCAACAGAUCUUCUUGGGUCUGAGUCUGCUUCGCAAGUGUAACAUCCUGCACGCAGACCUCAAACCCGACAACCUGCUGGUCAACGAGCAACGCAAUAUCCUCAAGGUCUGUGACUUGGGUUCUGCCUCCCCAGCAUCCGAAAACGAGAUUACACCUUACCUUGUCAGUCGCUUCUACCGUGCCCCCGAGAUUAUCCUGGGUAUUCCUUACGACUAUGCAAUUGAUGUGUGGUCCAUCGGCUGCACCCUCUUCGAGUUGUACACCGGCAAGAUUCUCUUCACGGGCCGCAACAACAACCAAAUGCUCAAAUCUAUCAUGGAAUGCCGCGGCAAAUACCCGCCCAAGGUCCUCCGCCGUGGCUCUCUGGCACACCUUCACUUUGACGACAUGCUCAACUUCCACAGCGCCGAAGAAGACAAACUCACUGGUCGUCCAGUGACCAGAGUAAUGGAUUUCAAAAAGCCGACCCGCGAUCUGAAGACACGUCUGAUGGGCAAGGGAACUAGGGGUAUGUCUGAUGCUGAUGCCAAAGACUUGACGCUGUUCGUGGAUUUCCUCGAUCGCUGUCUGACUCUAAAUCCUGAGAAGCGCUGCACACCUGCUGAGGCGCUGAAGCAUCCCUUCUUGAACCGGAAGUAGGUGUUGUGAAAUGAUAUUAUGAUGGCGUUGUUAUCCGGACGACGGAAUUAUCAUUUUAUGUGCAUAUCUUAGAGGUUUUGGCUUAGUUUAAUUUAUUAUUAGCAUGG